Molecule: messenger RNA, 1061 nt
Organism: Olea europaea var. sylvestris
Lineage: Eukaryota; Viridiplantae; Streptophyta; Magnoliopsida; Lamiales; Oleaceae
Exons: 1
Coding region: 337-735 (132 amino acids)
Source: RefSeq, a predicted model, not a curated record
AUCCUUUUCUCACUAUAAUAAAUUUGCCAAAUGAUGCUUACUUUUCUUGCAUCCAAGGAGUUGUUUGCAAGUCUGAACAAAGAUAAAAAUAUUUGAAAUAUUCAGAACAAAUUGUGCUGUCUCAAGUUGAUUUCCCAUAUUAAACGGCACCAAGAAUCCAAUCCCACCAACAAAGAGGAAUUUCAAAAUCAAAUAAUAUCCCCCAUUGAAUUUUUUUAUUUGCGUGAUAGUUUAGUUUGGUUUGACAUCUAUACACGAUACAACUUUGAUACCAAAAAAUUUGAAGUCAAGCUGCAAACUUUCUCCACCCCAACAAGAGAAAUUUUCAAGAAACCUAUGGAGGAUUACAGAUCAAAGUCCAAUAAUGAUAACAGAAUGCAGAUAGUCCCGUAUUAUGGACGCCCCUCUGCCAGGCCUAAUGAUAUCAGGUCAUACAGUACUCCAUAUGCUUCUUCUUCUUACUAUUAUGUAGCGCCGCCGUCUCCUCUGGGGCCAACUGUGCCGCCGACGGUUCUAGGUCCGCCACCGCCGAAGGACUGGAAGCUCAAGAAAGGCAAAAGCACAAGCGGGUCAACUUCAAAAUCUUGGACUUUCAAUGAUCCUGAGUUCCAGAGGAAGAAGAGGGUGGCUAGCUACAAAGUCUACACUGUUGAGGGUAAAGUCAAAGGAUCUUUGAGGAACAGUUUCAGGUGGCUUAAGAAUAGGUACUUCCAGGUGGUCUAUGGCUGGUGGUGAUUUUGCUGCAUAAUUUGCUUUCAUUUUGUCGUCCUUAUAUUUGUGCUGGAAUACGAAACAGGGUUAUGUGUUAUGGGCUUUUUAACUUAAAAUUUGUGAAAUAGGAUUUUUUUUUAUGCAAGCGAUUUUUGUCUGUUUUGUAUAAUUAAUCACAGUGCCCUUUUCUUCCACCGGGUUGUUUCUAGGUAUGUGGUUCACUGUUAAGGGUAAUAUCCCACUUAGAUUAUAUAUGAAAAUAAUCAAUUAAGAUGUAACCCUACUCAUAAUCAUGACACCAGGAACUUCUCAAUGGUGAUCUAGAAAACAUCAUUCUUGAGAUUUUUUUA